Messenger RNA from Helianthus annuus (common sunflower), 1044 nucleotides. RefSeq lists its product as uncharacterized. Gene Ontology annotation, biological process: regulation of DNA-templated transcription. The record is from RefSeq and is a predicted model, not a curated record. Lineage: Eukaryota; Viridiplantae; Streptophyta; Magnoliopsida; Asterales; Asteraceae. The transcript has 4 exons. Bases 1 to 1044 code for a protein of 347 amino acids.
AUGAAAAGGGCUAUAGCAGAUGUUUGGCCUGAGUCGAGGCAUCGGUUAUGUAUGUGGCACAUCAUGGAUAAACUUACUAUAAAGGUCGGGGCUACCCUAUGUUCAAAUACCGAUUUCCGGAAAAAAUUGUCUGCAGUUGUUUGGACUGAUUCUUUAUUGCCCGAAGCGUUUGAGACUGAAUGGGCAGCUAUCUUAAAUGAGUUCGGAUUAACUGACCAUGAAUGGUUGACGUAUAUAUACGGGCUCCGUGAAUCAUGGAUUCCAGCUUAUUAUCACGAAGAAGAAAUGUCUAGACUUAUGCGGACAUCAUCUAGAUCCGAAAGCGAGAAUCACUUUUUUGGCAAGAUUAGCAAUCCAAAGUGCACUUUGGUUAUGAUACGUGAGGAGGAUGUAACUGUUAAAUGUAACCACAACAGGUUUGAGCAGUUUGGAUUGUUGUGCAGUCACAUUGUUUGUGUGUUAAGGAUUCUUGAUGUAAGGGAGUUUCCGAAACAAUAUAUAUUGAGGCGAUGGAUGCGUGAAGCUGUGCCAAAUAGUUCCCCCGGGUCCAUUCUUACUGUUGGCGGUGAUCCAGAUCGUAGCGAGGAGGUCAACCAUUGUGUUCGUGAGAUCAGUCACGCAACUGAGUAUGUCGUGAACAAGUUGAUUUCAAAAUUUGAUCAGUUGUGUACUUUUCGUGAACAUAUCAAGCAGUUUAUGUCAGUCGCUGAUGAGGCUCAGAUAAAUGCACCUCCAAAGACACGACGUAAUCGAUUUGCUGAAUUGCUGGGGGUUGCUCCAGUGAGCACGACCACUAUCCGUGUUCUAGUUGGUACCAGGUUCAAGGGUUGUGGUUCCCAUAAACGCCUCAAAUCUCAAAAGGAGCGUGCCAUAAGUCAGUUUGGAAGCACUUCGUGGAAUGCUGAAGGUAAUGUUGCUACAAUCGUUGAAGGUGAUGCUGCUACAAUUGUUGAAGGUGAUAGUCUUGGUUCCAACGAUGUUGAUGAUGUGUUCUACACAUCGGGAAUUGAUGUAGAUCUGGAUGAUGAAGACAUGGCAGAGUAG